This is a messenger RNA of Alosa sapidissima (American shad), 3323 nucleotides long. RefSeq names its product transmembrane and coiled-coil domain family 1a (gene tmcc1a). The coding region runs from base 706 to 2163 and encodes 485 amino acids. The record is from RefSeq and is a predicted model, not a curated record. Gene Ontology annotation, cellular component: endomembrane system. Lineage: Eukaryota; Metazoa; Chordata; Actinopteri; Clupeiformes; Clupeidae. The transcript is spliced from 5 exons.
UAGUUUGAAGGCAGGUGCCAGGUUUAAGGGCGUGCUUUUGAUCUUUGAACCCACCUCCAAUUGGAAAGUACCAGAGCUAAUUAAGGAUUCCCGGUAGGAGCCAUUGAUAGGGUUAUCACAGAUAUCUGAUGUCUUCAAGGGGCAAUGUGUGCAGUUACACUGACAUUAGUGUGUGUAUGUGCGCGCGCCAGUGAAACCGGAUUUACUACCCAUCUCUCACACACAUUAGCUACUUUUGAUACAAUCUCAGGAUCCACCUCGCCGUGAACUAUUACUAGCCUACAGGCAUAUAGGCAAUGGCAGGCGGUAUGCCUUUUUACUAAAAAUUAGCUAAGGCUACAAGUGCAACUGUAUUUACAAUUGCAUUGUGCAGGUGAUUUUCACAUCAGGCCUAUUCAGGCAAAGCAACUUUGCCUUUGUUUUCCUUUGAAAAUUCUGACCAACGUUCAAAGUUCAGUCUGAAUUGGUUGAUUGCAGUCUAGCUCUUACCACCUGCCGUUUUGCUAGCGAUCUCGACGGUCAAAGGAUGAUGUCAUCCUGUAAAUAACCGGGUGGGGGAGUGCCCGCGCACUCCAGGCGGAGUUUUAAAGACUCCACUUUCAAAACAAGUUUGGGAGGUUUAGGAGCGGUACCGGUGUGUACCAAAAAUUCCCCGAAAACACAUUCAAAAGGAUAAGCCUAGAAGAGAUUUCCACAGCUGACCAGAUGAAACUCACGACACUGACACUGACUGAAGUCACGCAGGAGAAUAUGCAUUGGGAGAAGGUCCUUCGCUUAAAGAAUGGGAAGAUUGAGAGAUUGGAAGGAGGCGUUCAGGCGGCCCUUGCGGGUGCAGGAGAGUUUUCCGAUGAGUCUCUGGACCCUCAGCGCACACGGCAGGCCAUCGCGCAGCUGCAGCAGAAGAUCCUGAAACUGACCGAGCAGCUGCGCAUCGAGCAGACCGCGCGCGAUGAGAAUGUCGCCGAGUACCUCAAGCUGGCCAACAACACCAGCGACAAGCAGCAGAGCGUGCGCAUCAAGCAGGUGUUCGAGAAAAAGAACCAGAAGUCUGCGGGCAGCAUCGCUCAGCUGCAGCGGAAGCUGGAGCACUACCACCGGCGGCUACGCGAGGCCGAGGGUGGCGCCGGGGCAGCGGCGGGGGCCGGCCGGCAGCCCAAGGCGGUGCUGCGCGACAUGCAACAGGGUCUGCGCGACGUGGGCGCCCGCGUGUCCGAGUUCAGCGAGGGCGUGGUGGACAGUGUGCGCGGCGGCCUCACCAGCAUCCAGCAGGUCACCCACCAGGCGGCGUCCAAGCCGCGGGAGAUCGCCUCGCUCCUGAUGGCCUCCCGGCACCGCAGCGGCAGCACCGAGAACCUCCACCAGCUGAGGGACGGGCAGGACAUCGAGACCAACGGCGAGGAGAGCGUGCUGGGUGGCAGCGGGCGCCUGCAGGCCAGCCCCAAGUUCGGCAGCGAGGAGGACUGCUCUAGUGGCACCUCAGGCUCCGCCGGGGCCAACAGCACCACUGGGGGCGCCCCAGGAGGCCCCCCGAGCUCCAAGGGUAACACGCUGGACCGGAGCCAGAACAGUGGCCUGGACAUGCUGCUGCAGGAGGUGCAGGAGCUGAGAGAGACGCAGGGCAGGAUGGAGGAGGCCCUGGACGGACUGAAGAGCCACUACACACGAGACUACACGCUCAUCAUGCAGGGGAUACAGGAGGAGAGGUUCAGGUGUGAACGACUGGAGGAGCAGCUGAAUGACCUGACCGAACUCCACCAGAAUGAGAUCCUAAACCUGAAACAGGAGCUGGCCAGCAUGGAGGAGAAGAUUGCCUAUCAGUCCAAUGAGCGGGCCAGAGACAUACAGGAGGCGCUAGAGGCGUGCCAGACGCGGGUCUCCAAGAUGGAGCUGCAGCAGCAACAGCAGCAGGUGGUGCAGCUGGAGGGCCUGGAGAGUGCGGCGGCGGCGCGGACCCUGCUGGGCAAGCUGAUCAGCGUGCUGCUGGCCCUCAUGGCCGUGCUGCUGGUGUUCGUGUCGGCCGUGGCCAACUGUGUGGUGCCGCUCAUGAGGACGCGGGGCCGCUCGCUCUCCACCCUCCUCUUCCUCAUCUUCCUCGCCUUCAUCUGGAGGAACUGGGACGUGAUGACUGGUCAAACCCAGGCUCGUGUCCACCUGCCCAGAUGAUGUUUGCGCUGCCUGACCGGCAUGUCAUAGCAGCCAUGGCACCUCAUUGGCCAGCCGUAGCCUUUGCAAUGUCGUCCACUCUUCUGUGAGGACAUGGGAUCUGAAGGAGAUGGACCCAAGUGCCUCAGACCCACCUAGCUGAGUUUUCAAAUCUGUUUACACCCGAAGGAGGCAAAACUAGUUUUCUCCUCUGGCACAUUGCAGUGCUUCACUGCUUGUAUUUCCUUAAUUUAAUGUAGAUUGUACUUUUAUUGUAAUUAUUCCUAAUACGAUUAUUUUAUUAUUUUUAUGAUAAUUAUUCAGUUUAAUGUAGCAUGAAGCUUCUGUCAAAAAACAUUUGGCUGAUAGGACAUUUUCUUCCUCAGUGCCUUACUGCCAGAGAUUAAUGUGCUGCCUUCAUGGGGAGUUGUGCCUUUUCAGCCAUGACUGACAGCAAUAGCGGAUCCCUCCCUGUCUGCACUGCCCUAAAUACGGAGACGAAACCUCUCUGAGGACUUUGCUUGCAGGAUUGAAUAGACUAAUAGAGAUGCGGUACUUGAAUGAAGAGUGGCAUUUGGGAGUUGGGGGUGGGUUCUUGGGCUUCCUCACUGUUUUCUCUAGGGAUGAUUCCGUUCCCUUCCAAAUCUUUGAUGUAAAGCAGAUUUUUAUCCAGAAUGAAGUAUUUUGAAGAAUGUUCUUAAUUAAUUUAUAGUGAUGCAUCCAGCUGGUGGGUGUGGUGGUCAGUUGAAGAGAGUAGAUCUGACUGUUAACAGACGUGGGUACGCUGAGGACACACAUGUGUAUGAGAUCCAGAGCAUACAUCUUCAUGUUGAAGGCGUGCUUUUCUGACUGAGCAUGCUGAUGUACACUUUAAUGGCACCAGUAAUAAAUAACAUCACACUCUAAAUUUUAGACUUUGACAGCCCACCUACAGUACUGUAUGUAUCAUGUUAGCAAACUCAAUGCCAAUCUCUGUGGAUAGCUUUGACCCCUGAUCAUUGGUUUGAGUUGAUGCUAGUGUGUUGACUGUGUUAGCAGAGCGCCCCCUGUCCUCUGUCUGUAUACACUGCACUUUACCAGUUCAGUCUGUGCGCUGCGCUGUCACAUCACAUACAGAUACCUGUUAAUUUUGAUGGCUUUCUCUGAACGUUUAUGGAAGGAAUAAAGAGCAUUCCUGACUA